AUGAGCCAUCCACAAUCUCAUCGCUACUUUUCGGUAAACGCACCAGCUGGUGGUGAAAGGCACCUUGCUCUCGACGAAAAGGGCGUUUUGUGCUUGACGGUUGUGGAUCCCGCCACCCGCAAAUUACUGAUCCCACUCAGUUGCGUGUACCCCACCCAGGCGCAACAACGCACGACAAUCCCGAGCCUUUGCCAGUUGUUUUUAAAUGGACGCUGCCGGCAGGGUACACAGUGCCAUCAGGUGCAUGCUGCGCUGGACGUUGUGGCUGCGCUUCGAAGUCAAGUGGACUAUCUACCCAUAUGCUGUGCGCUGCAUGGGGACCGUGAUUACGUCAAUGCCCUGGAUAACCGAUCAUGGAUGUCGCGCGUUGUGGUUCACGUCCCGGAUGCGACCUACGGAGGCGGCUACAUUCCACUCGCCCGUUUCAGUUACACCACUCCCAUUUCCAGGAUAUUGAGGGAAGUCAACGCUCGCCUCGAGAGUGGCGUCAGUGUUGCGGCAGUUGAUGGUGGGGGACAUCCAAAGCGGAUGGUCUUAAACGCAUGUGACUUUAAAAUAUGUGGCCUUCACACGCUGGACCGCUGCCGAUACGCGGAGGAGUGCAUCUUCCUUCAUAUCUGCAAAGAAAUUGUUGUCGAUGUCAAUAAUGGCAGCGGUGAUUACUCGCUCACGUCACAGGCGCGUGAUGGGGGAGAACCCGGCCCACGAGGAGCAAAGAAGGGUUCUGUAUUCGUUUCGGUCUCCCGUCAACAACGUGUACGUGGAAGGCCCCUUUCAUACCCCACGGUUGAAUACCAGACGCCAUUCCCCCUUCGAUCGUACGAGGGCUCAAUGAGUUAUAACGCCGUGUCGGAUAUUAACAGCGACUGCUCUUGGGUUUCUGGGCGGUACCCCACCGGUGCCUACAUGGAAAGUCGCAUGGAUGCUGCACCAUUGCCGUCCCUCGCCCCCCGAUUUGUCCAAGGGCACCCCGGAGUUCCGCGUUGCUAUUCUUCCACAACAACCUCAACAACAACAACAGCAGCAGCAAGGGAGGAUGCAGCAAUGUAUGGGGCCGGAGGCUGCUGGGAUCGCUGGAGCUCACCUGAGUCUGGGUGCGCACCAUGCGCAUUCGUUGGGUCGUGCAGCGACUGCCAUUACGCCGACAACAACAAUUAUUCCGGUUGCAACGGUUACGCGUACGGCAGCCGGAACGGUUACGGUAGUGACGGACCUAAUUGUUAUUUCUGUCCCGGAGAUGAGUGCUCCUCCACUCACCUUUGCCCCAAUGGGACUUCGUCAUCAGUUCCACAGCCGGUCGAGUCGGUGUCUUCAGCGUCUGUCUCUGCACGCGCCUGGCAACACAAUCCAUACGGUGUGACUCCAACGGGAGGAAUCAGCGAUUGA
This is a messenger RNA of Trypanosoma brucei brucei TREU927, 1386 nucleotides long. RefSeq lists its product as hypothetical. Gene Ontology annotation, molecular function: metal ion binding. Lineage: Eukaryota; Euglenozoa; Kinetoplastea; Trypanosomatida; Trypanosomatidae. The record is from RefSeq and is a predicted model, not a curated record. The transcript has a single exon. The coding region runs from base 1 to 1386 and encodes 461 amino acids.